GGAAAGGGUUAAACAGGUAGAGGACAGCAGCAGAGUCACAGCAGAAACAGCAGCAGAAUCCAGCCAGUAAACAUGACCUCCACCGGAAUGAACAUGAUGAACAAGAUCACCUUCUACGAGGAGAGGAACUUCCAGGGCCGUUCCUACGAGUCCAGCAGCGACUGCCCCGACAUGUCCUCCUACCUGAGCAAGUGCCACUCCUGUAGGGUGGAGCGCGGCUGCUUCAUGGUCUACGACCGCACCAACUUCAUGGGCAACCAGUACUUCAUGAGGAGGGGCGAGUACGCUGACUACAUGAGCAUGAUGGGCAUGACGGACUCCAUCAGGUCCUGCCGCAUGAUCCCCAUGCACCGUGGUCAGUACAGGAUGAAGAUUUACGAGAAGGAGAACUUCGGUGGCCAGUCCUACGAGCUGAUGGACGACUGCGAUAACGUCAUGGACCGCUACCGCAUGUCCAACUGCAUGUCCUGCAACGUGAUGGACGGCCACUGGCUGAUGUACGAGCAGGCCCAGUACAGGGGCAGGAUGAUGUACAUGAGGCCUGGAGAGUACAGGAACUUCAUGAACCAGGGCAUGAACCAGGGCAUGAGAUUCAUGAGCAUGAGGCACAUCAACGACUCCUACUACUAGACACUGCGAGCCCUGAAUAAAGCUCUCUGUAACUAAGA
Messenger RNA from Gadus morhua (Atlantic cod), 668 nucleotides. Its product is annotated as gamma-crystallin M2. The record is from RefSeq and is a predicted model, not a curated record. The transcript is spliced from 3 exons. The coding region runs from base 73 to 630 and encodes 185 amino acids. Gene Ontology annotation, molecular function: structural constituent of eye lens. Gene Ontology annotation, biological process: lens development in camera-type eye; visual perception. NCBI's taxonomy places the organism in Eukaryota, Metazoa, Chordata, Actinopteri, Gadiformes, Gadidae.